AUGGAAGAUACGAAGAAGAAAAAGAAGAAGAAUAUUAAUAACGAAGAUUCAAAGAAGAAGGAACGUCAUAUUGUUACUUGGUCACCAGAGGAGGAUGUUAUACUAAGAGACCAGAUUACUCUUCAUGGAACUGAAAAUUGGGCGAUCAUCGCAUCAAAUUUUAAGGAUAAAAGCACAAGACAAUGCAGAAGAAGGUGGUAUACAUACUUAAACUCUGAUUUCAAGAGAGGAGGUUGGUCUCCUGAAGAGGAUAUGCUUUUGUGUGAGGCACAAAGAGUGUUUGGGAAUAGAUGGACUGAGAUAGCAAAGGUGGUUUCAGGCAGAACGGAUAAUGCUGUGAAGAACAGGUUUACAACACUUUGUAAGAAGAGAGCCAAGCAUGAAGCUAUGGCUAACGAGAACAACUCAAACAACAAGAGAAUGCUGUUCUUAGACGGUAUUAAUACACCCCAAAAAGCUGACAAUGAAGCUCCUAUUGCCAAGAGAACAAGGAGAAGUCACAUUCUAGAGCUUACAGAGAUGAGUAACUAUGGAAAAGCUGAGUUUACUCUGAAUCAGCAGGAAAGAUCUCCAUUAUCGGUGUUGGCACGCAAUGCCACUGGUAUUGACAGCUUGGAAGACCAGUAUCAAACAAGUAAUGUGAAGGAGAGUGAUGGUGGAGGGAUGUUUCUUAAGAAGGAUGAUCCUAAAGUCACAGCUUUGAUGCAACAAGCUGAACUUUUGACUUCGUUGGCGCAGAAAGUUAAUGCAGACAACACAGAACAAAGCAUGGAGAAUGCUUGGAAGGUCCUUCAGGAUUUUCUGAAUAAAGGCAAGGAAAAUGAUUUGUUGAGAUAUGGAUUACCUGACAUUGAUUUUCAGCUGGAGGAGUUUAGAGACCUUAUAGGGGAUUUAAGGAGUAGUUAUGAAGACAAUGACUCAUCUUGGAGGCAACCUGAUCUACAUGAGUCACCAGCUAGCUCUGAGUAUAGUUCAGGAUCAACCAUCAUGCUGGAGCAGUCUGGUGACAGAACACAACCAUUGUCUGAUACUAAGACAGAACAUAAACAAGGUGGAGAGGAGUUUCUUUCAACUUGUGAUGUUCCUAAAAACCCUGAUGAGAAUAUGCCCAUCUCGGGCGUCGAAGAAAACUUCAGCUCACCUAUUCAGGUUACGCCAUUGUUCAGGUCUCUAGCAGACGGCAUCCCAAGUCCACAGUUCUCUGAAAGUGAGAGGAGCUUCCUGCUAAAAACACUUGGGAUUGAGUCCUCAUCUCCAUGUCCAAGUGCUAAUACUUCACAACCACCUCCUUGCAAAAGAGUCCUUCUACAUAGCUUGUAG
This is a messenger RNA of Eruca vesicaria subsp. sativa (arugula), 1320 nucleotides long. The record is from the annotation of a GenBank genome assembly. NCBI's taxonomy places the organism in Eukaryota, Viridiplantae, Streptophyta, Magnoliopsida, Brassicales, Brassicaceae.